Molecule: messenger RNA, 5972 nt
Organism: Drosophila innubila
Lineage: Eukaryota; Metazoa; Arthropoda; Insecta; Diptera; Drosophilidae
Gene: FBXO11
Product: F-box only protein 11
Exons: 4
Coding region: 787-4419 (1210 amino acids)
Biological process (GO): regulation of apoptotic process; ubiquitin-dependent protein catabolic process; protein ubiquitination
Molecular function (GO): protein binding; zinc ion binding
Source: RefSeq, a predicted model, not a curated record
UCAGCCAGAAGCAACUAAUUUUUUCUCUAACAAGUUGGCAACUCUGGGCUGCAGGCCAGUCACUCUCGUUUCUUUCGCUUCAGCCUCGUUUGCGAAUUAAAAAGUCGUGGUUACUGUUUGAUUUGCAGGCUCAAUUUGCCGCAGAGUUUAGCAAAGAAUAAUAUAAAUAAAUACAAUUAGUAAAAUAAAGUGGGUGAAAAGAAAGAAAGCUACACGCAAUUUUCAGCUGCCAAUACGAAGCAAGGCACAAAGAGCAAACAAAAGAAACAAUGAGCGAGCGAAACGGCAGCCGAAAAUGUGAUAGAUAGUGCUACUCUUCUAUCCAAAUAAAACAAAACAAAGGAGAAACAAAGGAUAGAAACCCCGAAAACUCCACACACACACACACGUACACAAAUACAUACAAUAGGAAGAAGAGCAGAUGAUGAAGCAGGCAAAACUGGCUGAUGAACGACAAUAAAUUAAAAGAAAAAAAUGUAUGAACUCAAACUUUUUUUUUGUACAAAUGGAAUCAAAAAAACUGUAAACUAAGUGUUUAGUUUGCAGCAAUAUAUGCAAACUGCAAGUGAAAGGAGAAAAUUCGUUGCCAUCGGUUCAUAUAAUUGUGUCUGUGUUUGUGUCUGCCUGUGCAUCUGUGUAUACGCGUGUGUGUGUAUGCAAGUGUGAGUAGAAUUGGAAUUGGAAUUGAGAUUGGGGUUGGUAAAUCGUGAAAAGUGAUAUAAAAAAAGGCCAUAAGUCUAUAUUUUUGCCCCCAUCUGCGGCAAGAGUAGCAAGCAAGAUUUAAAAAUGCCCAGUGCAUCGUUCACAUCAUCACGCACCUAUGUGCGCCGCUCCAGACGAAAAGGAGCCAAUCGCAUUGCGAUGCCAAAUCGUCCCUCGGGCAACAUUAUGGAUCCCAUGCUGCAACAGAAUGUGCAUGCUCCACCAAGCAGCGCUGCCUCCACAAGCACAGCCUCAUCCGCAACCGCAACCGCAUCCUCGGCAUCAGUAGGAGUGGGAAUGGGAGUGGGAGUUGGAGGCAAUAGCACCAGCUCCAGUUCAAGUUCCAGCAACAGUGCCGCAGCUGGAACCGGCAACCCCGCGGAGUACUUUGACAGUGGCCAGCCCUCGAGCAGCAAUGCAGCUAGCACAACAACAGGAACGGGUGCGGGAGCGGGAACGAGUGGGGGAGUCAAUCAGAAUCAGGGCAUUGGUAAUAUGUACAGUGCCGUGCAAAUUAUGGACACCACAGAGGGCAACUCAACGCUGGCAAGCACUUCAUCGGCUGCCGGUCCCAGCAGCAGCAGCAACAACAACAUCACCUGCAAUUCAAAUUUUCCCAGCACAUCAGCUUCCAGUCAAAGCAACAACAACAGUAGCAGCAGCAGCAGCGGCAGCAGCAACGCUUCCUGCUGCCACCAAUCACCGUAUGACUUGCGACGCAAGAUCUCCGCUGCCAGCAACCACGAGCAGUGGUGUUCGUCGAGCGGUGCAAGUGGAGCUGGACAAUCGGUGGCUAUGGUAAUGGUGGGACCCGCCAGCAGUUCGCCGCCGUUGUUAAAUGCCAGCACGUCGCCAGCCAGCUCUUCAACGUCUUCAGCCUCAUCCUCAUCGUCUUCAUCAUCGUCAUCGUCGUCGUCAUCGUCAUCAUCAUCACCUUCGGCCAUUGUGCAGGCGCCAUCGACAAGCGCCACAUUUCCCGUGAAUAAUGCGCCCACAACAGGCGCCACUCUUGCCCAGCCGCCCAACGUGCACAGUUCUGUGCCGCAGCAGCAGCAUUGCGGCGCUCUGCCGGUGGGCGGGGCAGCGGCUGUCAUUGAGGACAACAAUUAUAUGUUGCCAGCACGUAAACGUUCCCGCCGUCUUUACACACAGAGCGGAGAAACGGAUACGGCGGCCGUGCCCAAUAUGGAAGCAGGCAGCGGCGGAAGUGCAGCGAGCGGAGGAGGACCAACUGCCGCACAGUAUUUGCAGUACGAGCUGGCGGACGAGGUGCUCCUGGCGAUAUUCUCGUAUCUGCUGGAACAGGAUCUGUGUCGUCUGGCGCUGGUGUGCAAGCGCUUCAAUACCAUUGCCAACGAUGCGGAGCUGUGGAAGCGUCUAUAUCAGUCUGUAUUUGAGUACGAUUUACCACUGUUUAAUCCAGAACUUUGCAAAUUUGUCUUUGAGAAACCUGAGGAGUCGGAGUAUGCAAAUCCGUGGAAGGAGAGCUUUCGCCAGCUCUAUCGCGGUGUCCACGUGCGCCCAGGCUACCAGGAUAAGCGACACGCCGGUCGCAGCAUCGUGUUCUUCAACACCAUUCAGGCCGCUCUGGAUUAUCCCGAAGAACGUGCCGCUGCAGCAUUUGCAUCGGGUUCCAACGCUGCUGCCGCUGGUGCCGGUGCAGGCAAUGUUAAUGCUGGUCUAUCGAAUACCAGCAGCAGCUCAGCAUCCGGUGCCGGUGGUGCCGCCAGCGUCAAUGCAUUGGCCAACAUAUACGAGGAAAAUGUACCGCCAACUGAACAUCCGGGUCCGCUGAUCUUUUUGCAUGCCGGCCACUACAAGGGAGAGUACUUAUUCAUUGACUCGGACGUGGCACUCGUGGGCGCUGCUCCUGGCAAUGUGGCCGAGUCUGUUGUACUGGAGCGUGAGGCUGGCUCAACCGUAAUGUUUGUAGAGGGCGCCAAGUACGCCUAUGUUGGCUAUCUGACUCUCAAGUUUUCACCGGAAGUCACCUCAACGGUGUCACAUCACAAGCAUUAUUGCCUGGACAUUGGCGAGAAUUGUUCGCCGACGGUUGACAACUGCAUCAUCCGUUCCACAUCUGUGGUGGGUGCGGCGGUUUGUGUUGGCGGCGUUAGUGCCAAUCCGGUCAUACGGAAUUGUGACAUCAGCGACUGUGAGAACGUUGGUCUCUAUGUCACCGACUAUGCACAGGGCACCUAUGAGCACAACGAGAUCAGCCGCAAUGCCUUGGCCGGAAUUUGGGUGAAGAACUUUGCCAGUCCCAUAAUGCGUGAGAAUCACAUACAUCAUGGACGUGACGUGGGCAUAUUUACCUUUGAGAAUGGCAUGGGCUACUUUGAGAAGAAUGAUAUUCACAAUAAUCGCAUUGCUGGCUUUGAGGUCAAGGCUGGCGCCAAUCCCACGGUAGUCAAGUGUGAGAUACAUCAUGGACAGACGGGGGGUAUCUAUGUUCACGAGAAUGGACUUGGUCAGUUCAUAGAAAAUCGAAUACACUCGAAUAACUUUGCAGGUGUGUGGAUAACAUCGAAUAGCAAUCCAACUAUACGCAAGAACGAGAUCUAUAAUGGUCAUCAGGGAGGUGUGUACAUCUUUGGUGAGGGACGCGGCCUCAUUGAGCACAACAACAUCUAUGGCAAUGCAUUGGCCGGCAUACAGAUCCGCACUAACAGUGAUCCAAUAGUGCGCCAUAACAAAAUCCAUCAUGGACAGCACGGCGGCAUUUAUGUUCAUGAGAAGGGUCAGGGACUGAUCGAGGAGAAUGAGGUGUACUCCAAUACACUAGCUGGCGUCUGGAUUACCACUGGUAGUACGCCAGUGUUGCGACGCAAUCGCAUCCAUUCUGGUAAACAAGUGGGCGUCUAUUUUUAUGAUAACGGUCACGGAAAACUAGAGGACAACGACAUCUUCAAUCAUCUGUAUUCGGGAGUACAAAUUCGCACGGGCAGCAAUCCGGUGAUACGUGGCAACAAAAUCUGGGGCGGACAGAACGGCGGUGUCCUUGUCUACAACGGCGGACUAGGUCUGCUGGAGCAGAAUGAGAUAUUUGAUAAUGCCAUGGCCGGUGUGUGGAUCAAAACGGACUCGAAUCCAACUCUGAAGCGUAACAAGAUCUAUGAUGGACGCGACGGCGGCAUUUGUAUAUUCAAUGGGGGCAAGGGCAUUCUCGAGGAGAACGACAUAUUUCGGAACACACAGGCUGGCGUUCUGAUCUCAACACAGUCGCAUCCCAUACUGCGACGCAAUCGGAUUUACGACGGACAAGCGGCUGGCGUGGAGAUCACCAACAAUGCGACAGCAACAUUGGAGCACAAUCAAAUCUUUAAGAACAAAUUCGGGGGUCUUUGCCUGGCCAGCGGCGUGCAACCGAUCACACGUGGUAACAACAUAUUCAACAACGAGGACGAGGUUGAGAAGGCCGUGUCUAGUGGCCAGUGCCUGUAUAAGAUUAGCAGCUACACAUCAUUUCCAAUGCACGACUUUUAUCGCUGCCAGACCUGUAAUACAACCGAUCGGAAUGCCAUAUGCGUGAAUUGCAUAAAGAAUUGUCAUGCAGGACAUGAUGUUGAAUUUAUACGACACGAUCGUUUCUUUUGUGACUGCGGUGCCGGCACCCUGUCCAAUCAAUGCCAACUGCAGGGUGAGCCCACGCAGGAUACGGACACGCUUUACGACUCGGCAGCGCCCAUGGAAUCGCAUACGCUAAUGGUUAACUAGGGCAGCAUCGAUGAAGCACUCUAAAUGUAUUUUAUAAAUUUAAUUAAGCCGCAAGCUCUCAACUGUUUAGACUUUAAGGUGCCCGCUAUCACGCCCCCACAUGUGUUGCUGUACAUAUUCACAAGACACACACAAUAAUACAAUUGUUUGUAUGUAUAUAUAAUAAUUAAUCUGCGUUCAAAAUUUAACUCAAUGUGCAAUUUAGUUUAAACCAAUUGAUGCAACGUUUUCAAUACCUACGAAAUAGCUUCGCCUGUCCAAUGUCCUCAACUGUCACAACGAAAAUACUAUUUCAAAUAUGCAUUUCUUUUCUUUUUUUUACAAACUCGUGAAUAGCAAGAAAUGAAUAUAUGCAAAUGGGAUGAAAUAUCGAUGGAAAAUUAAGCAGGACCUAAAACCCCAGUGAAGAUAACAAUUUUGUAAUGUAGUUUAGUAGAGUUUUUAAAUUCAAAUAACAUGAACGAUAACAAAACAAAACAAAAAACAUGAAGAAAAAUAAUAGUAUUUUAAGCCGUAGACAACAACAACAAUUCGAAAAGCAAUUUUAAGUAUUAAUAACAAAUUACGAGUAGAUAAACGACAGCAACCGCUUUUUGCUUCAGCAGCUAACAAACCUACGUAUAGAGAUAUUAACUAUAAAUACAAAUAAAUAUACAAACAGUAUAAAUACAGUACAUGGACAAGUUACAGAAUCAAAAGCGUUUCUAAACAUCAAAUAAUGAGCAAUAUUUCAUGUCUUAAUGUCAAAUUUAUAGCGAAGAGCAUACAAAUAUGUGUCAUUUUAGAAUUAUAAGAUAAAACAGAGGAAAACUAUGUAACUUGUACUGUUUCGGGUCUGCCGAGUAUUCGAAUUAUGCAAAACUCAUUAUUUCUAACUUUAAUGCGUAAUACUAAGUAGCGCUAUAUAGACGUGUAUGUAGGAUUCACAGCAGCUAGUUUUAUAUACAAAUGCAUAGGACAUGAGUUCGUUUAAUACUUGUGCAUGUGUUUUCAUUUAUAUUUUUUUAAGAACUUUCAAAUAGUUUGUUUUUUUAUGUUGCCAAUAGUUUUAUUUAUGUUACAUUUUACAAAUUGCUUGUUUUAUUUUUUGCAUAACACAAAUAACUUUAAUGAACAACAAUUAAAUGUAAAAGAUAAAAAAAAAACCAUAUACAUAUUAUACAUAUACAUACUUUACUUAUCUAAAUAUAGGCAAGCUCACACACACACACAACACAUACGCAUACAUAUAUGUCAAGAAUAUAAGCAUACUAUUUACUAACAAUUGCGUUGAUUGCGAUACAAAAUGAUAGUGUUGUGCAUAAUGUAUCUGUGUAUCUGUAUUUUGAUGUAAGCAAAAGCAACGACAAUUCUGAAUUGUAAAACAUAAACAACACCCACACACACACACACACACAAACAAACAGACACAUCUAUAUUAUGUAGAAAUGAAUUUUAAUGUGUUACCUACGCAUCGUCGUCGUCGUCUUCGACUUGGACACACAGACAACCAACUAAUUAUACAUAUACCAGGUAUAAGCUAAAAUUAUAUUUGAAAUCAUUUCACAAAAAAA